Bactrocera dorsalis (oriental fruit fly) is the source of this 1866-nucleotide messenger RNA. RefSeq names its product protein ORD. The coding region runs from base 477 to 1865 and encodes 462 amino acids. NCBI's taxonomy places the organism in Eukaryota, Metazoa, Arthropoda, Insecta, Diptera, Tephritidae. The transcript has 8 exons. The record is from RefSeq and is a predicted model, not a curated record.
AAUGUAUUACAAAGUAGGCUCCGAAAAGGAAACCAUGGCAACCAUUAAUUUGUUCGUUGUUGUUGUUAAUACAAAAUAGCGGUAGUGUCCUUUCGUCAAAUAACCAGCAUUUAUUUCCGCUUCCUUUAAUAUUUUUUAGUAUUUUAUUGGUGAAAAUUAUAAAAAGUGUUUGGUUUUGUUCAAAUUAAAAAAAAGAAAAGUUAAUGUAGCUCAUUGCUCGAUAUAUUUGAGCAGAGUUCAAAAGUUGCAAAAUUACCGCCAUGAUUGGUAUAUUGCAAUUUUGUUGUAAAAGCAAUGACUUGCAUACAUAACCUAAAAGAAGCAGUUACAACUCCAGCAACAUCCACUCAUAGAAGUAAGAAAAUAUAAGAAUUAGCACCACCCCAGGAAUCUAAGCGCAAAAACAACAAAAUGCUUCAAACCUCACGUCAUAUGAUUUGCAAUUCAGUUAAAACGGUUUGACAGAUGUAGCGGAAAUGUUUUUCGAAGAGAUAGAGAUUAGUAAUAUACUCAACUGUGCGCAUGUGAAAUUACAUUUCAAACAAACGCAAAGUACAGUUUACGUUGUAAAAGGCAGUAACGACUGCCCACUCCGCCUUACAGUGAGUACUGCUAUUAAAUUAAUUUGUAGUGGCCAAUAUGCAAAUAUUGAAUCGUUAACUCAAUUCAAAAACCUGCAUGAGGGCUUUGUUCGUAUAGUGUUGCUCAUUUCAAAAGGAGCUUGUGAAACAACUUCAUUGGAGAACGACAACACUAAUUUUGAAAGUGAUAGUGAUAGCGAUGCACCAUGUACAUCUCAAUGGGCACUAAAUCGCGAACAGCGACGUAAACAACGUCAGCUACGUAACUCGCAUUUAUUACAAAGGCAGCAGCAACUAUUCCAUAGGGUGGAGGCACUCCGCGAUUUCCGGUAUAGUCCGGAAUCGAUCGAAUACACUAUUGAUUCAGGUGCAAAGAAAAAAAGUAGUGUUUACGAAUUCCAGGUGAAAUUUCACACGAACAUCGAUUACAUCUUGCGUCAGCCCGAAAUAUCCCGAGACGGAUUUACCGGAAAUUGGAUGGAGUUUAUAACAACGAAAUUGAAUGGUGCUAUGAAUCGAGAGGAAGAAAUUUCAAAGUUAUUUGGUUAUUUUGUGCAACUAUUUUUAAAAAAUCGUUACAAUGAGUGUGAUUUAUUGCCCAAAUUAACUACCUGCUGCAUUAUUGGACACACUGCCUUAGAUGUUAUGAUUGCGGACGACGCCUUAAGGAUUUUCAAUGACGUACGCAUUACUUUUGAGUUUAUUACAUGUAUGGAAUAUACAGUAUGGUUUCUAAUCCCAUACAAAGGACGUUAUGUAUCAGUGCAAGAAUUGAGUGUUGAAAACUUUCAAUUUAAAAACGUAUAUACAUGCAUAAAACUAAAAAGGAUGAGUCAAGAUCUAUGCAGAGAAUAUAUAUGGUCAGACGCAGAUCACGCAAUCCAAGAUCUCUUAUUUAUCGCAUUCCAGUUGGUCAUGUGUUUUCACCUCAAGCGAGGUGUUGUCUACUUACAAGAAGAAUUGAAUAAUGUUAAAGAUUAUCAGACAAUGCAAUUCGUAGUAACGGCUUAUUUACAGGAGGUUGGAAAUGAUCAAAAGGUUUGGCCACAAAAAUAUUAUUUACAACAAAUUUUAAAAGCUUGUAAUAAAAUGCGAAUAACUGCUAUUAUUGACUAUCCUGGCGGCUUGCCAGUUACGCCCCUAUCUGGAAAUUUAAUCAAAUGCUACAAAGAUGAAUGUAGUGAUAGAUGGAAAUUAAAAGUGGAGGAACGCGAGAGUUCCUGCAGUAGUGAGCGAUUCAUCAGUGAAUUGCAAGCAGGCUUACGAAGUUACUCAUUUUCAUAGG